This is a messenger RNA of Botrytis byssoidea, 606 nucleotides long. RefSeq lists its product as uncharacterized. Lineage: Eukaryota; Fungi; Ascomycota; Leotiomycetes; Helotiales; Sclerotiniaceae. The transcript has 3 exons. Bases 1 to 606 code for a protein of 201 amino acids. The record is from RefSeq and is a predicted model, not a curated record.
AUGGCAGGCUUCCUAUCCAAGUUCCACAACUCGAAAUUUUACCCCCUCCUUCAACGUAUUUUCCGCACCCUGCAAUUCCUAUCGGCUCUCUCGUCUCUUAUCGUUUUCUCUAUCUGCAUUCGAAAGAUUCUUAAACUCUAUCGCAAUAUUUCCCACGCAGAGGGAGCCAUUGAAGGUAUCCUCGCUGCAGCCAUUGCUUACACUCUUGCAAUUAUGGUCUUGAAACUAUGUAUGCGAAACGGCGGGCCGAAAUUCCUUCGCUGGGUCCUAGUUGUGCUCGACAUAGCCUUCGUGGGAGCUUUUAUUGCCGUAGCUGUGUUGACGAGCCCGAACGGUGGAAAGGCUGGACCUUGCUAUGGCCAAAGGAAGAAGAUUGCAGCGCAGAAAGAUUUUGCUACCGACCCAGGAUGCCAAUUGCCUCUUGGAACUUUCAUCACAGCUAUUGUUAGCACUAUUCUUCAUGCUUUGACUGCCGCGUUCCAUGAUACUCGGGAGCACCACAGAGAGCACAUGGCUGUUAAGGAGGAAUAUUAUAAUAGAGACAACAGCAACGGCGUAACCCCGACCAAUCGCACGAACUAUAACCAAGAUCACUCUGCUGUUUAA